Messenger RNA from Penicillium atrosanguineum, 1089 nucleotides. RefSeq names its product H(+)-transporting V0 sector ATPase subunit d. The transcript is spliced from 4 exons. Gene Ontology annotation, biological process: proton transmembrane transport; vacuolar acidification; vacuolar transport. The coding region runs from base 1 to 1089 and encodes 362 amino acids. Lineage: Eukaryota; Fungi; Ascomycota; Eurotiomycetes; Eurotiales; Aspergillaceae. Gene Ontology annotation, molecular function: proton-transporting ATPase activity, rotational mechanism. The record is from RefSeq and is a predicted model, not a curated record. Gene Ontology annotation, cellular component: proton-transporting V-type ATPase, V0 domain; vacuolar proton-transporting V-type ATPase complex; fungal-type vacuole membrane.
AUGGAGGGCCUUUUCUUCAAUGUUAAUGCCGGAUACGUUGAAGGUAUCGUUCGAGGGUAUCGGAACAGCCUUCUGACUGGCCAGAACUACUCCAACUUGACACAAUGCGAGACCAUUGACGAUGUGAAGCUCCAGCUGGGCCCGUCCUACGGCGACUUCCUCGCCGCUCUUCCCCCCAACCCCUCUACCUCCGCUCUCGCAGGCAAGAUGACCGACAAGCUGGUCGCUGAGUUCCGGUAUCUGAUCGCACAGUCCACCGGCUCAACUGCCAAGUUCCUCGAGUACCUGACCUACGGAUACAUGAUCGACAACAUUGCCCUCCUGAUUACUGGCACCCUGCACGAGCGCGAUACUCGAGAACUCCUGGAGCGAUGCCACCCGCUGGGCUGGUUCGAGACACUGCCCGUUCUGUGCGUGGCAACUAAUAUCGAAGAACUCUACAACUCGGUACUCAUUGAGACUCCUCUCGCCGCAUACUUCAAGAGUAGUCUGAGCCACCAGGACCUUGACGAGUUGAACAUUGAGAUUGUUCGAAACACCUUAUUCAAGAACUACCUGGAGGACUUCUACAACUUUGUAAACACCCACCCCGACUUUGCUGGCCCCACGCAAGAUGUCAUGUCCGAGAUCCUGCAGUUCGAGGCCGAUCGCCGUUCCAUCAACAUUACCCUCAACUCUUUCGGUACCGACCUGCUCAGGCCAGAGCGGAGGAAGUUGUACCCCGAAUUUGGCAAGCUCUACCCUGAGGGAACCUUAAUGCUUUCCCGGGCUGAGGAUGUCGAGGGUGUGGCAUUGGCUGUCAGCGCCAAUGCUGACUACAAGUCAUUCUUUGACGCCGUGGGACUGAGCCAAGGUGGUGGUAUGGGUGGUAUGGGUGGAGGCCCAGCUGAUGGCAAGAGCCUGGAGGAUCUUUUCUACCAGAAGGAGAUGGAGAUGUCGAAGUUGGUCUUCACACGUCAAUUCACCCCGGCGGUGGUGUACGGGUGGAUGAAACUAAAGGAGCAGGAAAUCCGCAACGUGACGUGGAUCUCGGAAUGCAUUGCCCAGAACCAGAAGGAGAGAAUUGGAAACUUCAUCUCCGUCUUCUAG